Aspergillus pseudotamarii is the source of this 1479-nucleotide messenger RNA. RefSeq names its product FAD-binding oxidoreductase. Gene Ontology annotation, molecular function: oxidoreductase activity; FAD binding. NCBI's taxonomy places the organism in Eukaryota, Fungi, Ascomycota, Eurotiomycetes, Eurotiales, Aspergillaceae. The transcript is spliced from 3 exons. The record is from RefSeq and is a predicted model, not a curated record. Bases 1 to 1479 code for a protein of 492 amino acids.
AUGUCUUUCCGCGUGUUGCUCCUGUUUCUCUUUCUGGGACUCUCCACAGCCAGUUCUUUGGCUGUGUGUGUGACUUUGUCGGAGCUCCUACCUGGUCAAGUCUCAUUUCCAAAUAGUACUAGCUACGAUGAUGCUGUGGCAUCGUACUUUUUCGUCCAAGAACGGUUGACGCCCAACUGCAUGGUUCGUCCAGACUCCGCACGGGAUGUUGCGGUGGUGAUCAAGCAGGUUGAAACUACUGAUGGCGCAAUUCUUUCUGUGCGGGGAGGUGGUCACUCCGCCAAUGUUGGUUUUGCCAAUUCAAACACGGGUAUUACUCUCGAUUUGCGAAGUCUCAAUCAUAUCUCUGUCAAUGGAGAUGGGAACGUGACUUCGGUUGGUGGGGGUGCGCUUUGGUCUGAGGUAUAUGAGUACUUGGAUGAACGUGGACUUGCUGUCCUCGGCGGUCGUGUCGGUACUGUUGGAGUCGGCGGUCUUCUAACCGGAGGUGGACUAUCGGUCUUCUCUCCGCGCCUGGGUUUUGCUUCCAAUAAUGUCGCAAACGUGGAAGUGGUCCUUGCCUCGGGAGAAAUCGUCAACGCAAACGCAACCAGCAAUGCAGACCUCUUCGCAGCCCUGAAAGCUGGCCAGAAUAAUCUGGGCGUAGUGACUAGAUUUGACCUUCUAUCUUUCAAGCAGGGGUUAUAUUGGGGCGGCGGUAUUGCGUAUGCAGAAUCAGCAGUUUCAGCACAGCUGGCCGCAUUUGCAGAGUUCAAAACGCCCGCCAACUUCGACCCCGACGCCGAGAUUGAACAAAGUUUCCUUUACUAUAAGGCCAAAGAACUGCGUAUGAGCUCAAACAAUAUGUUUUAUUCGAAGCCGGUUGUCAACGCCAGUUCUCUGCGUCGCUUUGCGCAAAUCCAGCCGCAGAUCUCCAAUACCAUGCGGAUUUCGAACUCUUCCGACUUUAGUAAAGAGAUGUCGGAGGCUCAACCGGCAAACUUGCUAGGAGUUUGGGCCACAACGACCUUCAAAAGUAGCCUGACCGGUCUCGAGGAUGUCUACCAGCUUUGGAAUAGUUCAGUAACUGAGCUGUCAAGUGUGGAUGGCCUCGUAUCUAGCCUGACCUUCCAAGCUGUGCCCCCGGUGACAGGCGAAGACGGCUCUAUUGAUACUUUUGGACUGGCCCCAGGUACUCAUCCAGAAAAAGACCUGGUGAUCUGUCUGAUCGCGAAUUGGUGGUCUGAUACAACCGAUUCGGCUCGAAUGCUCAAUGGGACCAAGGAGUUCAUUGCAGCAGUUGAGAAUACCACUGAGGCACAAGGGACGAAGGUACCGUUCACUUAUCUGAACUACGCAGCUUCGUGGCAAGAUCCCAUUCAAAGUAUUGGGGAAGAACAGGUGAAGUUUUUAAAGAAGGUUGCAGGAAAAUAUGAUCCAAACGGCGUUUUCCAAACGAAGGUUCCGGGUGGGUUCAAAAUUUCCCGAGUCAGCUCCUAG